Messenger RNA from Theobroma cacao (cacao), 1356 nucleotides. RefSeq lists its product as uncharacterized. Gene Ontology annotation, molecular function: ATP-dependent peptidase activity; ATP binding; metalloendopeptidase activity. Gene Ontology annotation, biological process: proteolysis. Lineage: Eukaryota; Viridiplantae; Streptophyta; Magnoliopsida; Malvales; Malvaceae. The record is from RefSeq and is a predicted model, not a curated record.
GCUCAUGGCGCCAAAGCCCCGCGAACCUUAUCCACUCUUGGAAGUCCAUUGCAGCAAAUUUCUUUCAUUUCGCAGCUCUCAAAGUGAAACCCAAAAACAAGGAAGAAAGAAAAGAUUACAACAAAGACUAUAUUAUUAUUAGUGAGUAUGAAUAUGAUGGCAUCUAUGUCAAACUCGAAGCUUUCAUUUCAAUAUCAUUAUUACUUUCAGCAGUCCGGAACGUGUUUCAAGCUAAGUCCCAGGAGAGACCUGCAAGUAAGAGCAUCUUCUUCUUCUUCUGCUGCUCCUGAUGUUGAUCUCAAGACCCUUGAAUCCGCCAUUUCCGAGAAAGACAGCGAUGCCGUUAAAGAGGCACUUGAUCAGCUGAGCGAAGUUGGAUGGGCAAAGAAAUGGUGUUCUCAGCCGUAUGUCUCACGCCGUACGACAUCUCUUCGGGAGCUGACCUCCCUUGGAAUUAAAAAUGCGGAAACUCUUGCAAUUCCAAGUGUCAGAAAUGAUGCAGCAUUUCUUUUUACAGUGGUCGGGACAACAGGGUUCUUGGGACUUCUUGCUGGCCAGCUUCCUGGGGAUUGGGGCUUCUUUGUACCAUAUUUGAUUGGGAGCAUUUCUUUAAUAGUUUUGGCUGUGGGGAGCAUUUCACCAGGACUUCUUCAAGCUGCUAUUGGUGGGUUUUCAUCAUUCUUCCCUGACUACCAGGAAAGGAUAGCUAGACAUGAAGCGGCUCAUUUUUUAAUUGCCUAUUUGUUGGGCCUUCCUAUCCUGGGAUAUUCAUUGGAUAUUGGUAAGGAACAUGUCAACCUCAUUGAUGAAAAGCUGGAAAAGCUUAUAUACAGUGGACAGCUUGAUGCUGAAUUGCUUGACAGGUUGGCCGCUGUCGCUAUGGCUGGACUUGCUGCAGAGGGUCUGAAAUAUGACAAAGUGAUUGGUCAAUCUGCUGAUCUUUUCACGCUUCAGAGAUUCAUAAACAGAAGCAACCCAAAACUCAGCAAUGAUCAGCAGCAAAAUCUAACUAGAUGGGCAGUCCUGUUUGCUGGAUCCCUCUUGAAAAACAACAAGGUCAUUUAUGAAGCCUUGAUGUCUGCCAUGUCAAAGAAGUCGACUGUGUUGGAAUGCAUCGAAGCAAUUGAGAAAGCUGCAUAGCUUUACCUAUCACUUCCAUAUUGUUUUUCAAGUACCCAAUUGGGAAGAUUGCACUGUGCUUGAAUUCCACAUUACCACCUAGAAUCUUUAUAAUUAAAAAUAGCCAAAAUGGUGUGUGCAAACAAUUUUAAAACGAAAACAACUGAUACCAAGUACAAAAUCUGCUUUCUAUGCAGUCUACAAAUCGAUUUAUGAUCACUUGUCAUUUUUUUUUCA